AUGAAGAAUGAGUCUGCUGCAAACGGCGUUGUUCGCAGGGAUGAAAACUGCAGAUAUGAUAAGAAUAGUCUUAAUGACUCUCCAGCAGAUGUUGUAAAGUUUUUUGAUGCAAUGAGGGGUGAACGAACACGGACCCGACAGGGACGAGCUUGGUCGACUACGAAAAUGCUCAUUGCAGUUCGAGCAAUAAACAGCAGUUAG
Molecule: messenger RNA, 201 nt
Organism: Dracunculus medinensis (Guinea worm)
Lineage: Eukaryota; Metazoa; Nematoda; Chromadorea; Rhabditida; Dracunculidae
Source: the annotation of a GenBank genome assembly